CACUGAGCCAGACCUCCAGCUCUUAUUUUUUAUAUGUGUUAGUGCGUUAGUAAUAGUUUAUCCAGAAUAUGAUUUAAAGACUGAGCCAGACGCCCCCGAAGCCCGUUCAACGAUCCGCAACGAAUGCAGCUCCUCAAAGGGAUAAAAUUCGAAAUUAAAACUGGUGUCACACGCACAGAGUGAAGCUAAAAUACACACAAAUUAAACAACAAGUCUGUCAUUGAGUUUAUUAGUGUGUGUGUGCGUGUCAGCCGUCAAAUAAAUUAUAAUCGGGCUGUGUCAGAAAUCGGGCGAACCUUCUAAUUUUUCCAUUUUCUGUGUUAUAAUAAUUAUUUGUGGAUCGACAAUAAUUAGUGCAUAAAAUUGCACUGUGCUUCCUUCCUUCAUUAUUCGAACAAAACCAACAACAAUAUGUCUUUCACACACACAUGAAACCGUUGCUGAUACCCAGCAGUAGCAGCAGCAGCAGAGCGCAAGAGCAACGCAGCAGCAGAGCCAAAAAAAAUUAUAAUUUUAAUCCAAGGAAAUUAAAUAGCAUGGCAACAUCAACCACAAAACUUACAUAAAUUAUAAUUUAGUACAUCAGCACUAAUAACAAUAGCUAGCUUAUCACAAAAAAGCAGAAACAAUUAGAAACAGCAGUGGGGAGCCGAGGAGAAGCAACAACAGCAACAGCAGAAGAGAAGUUUUAGCAGAACCAGAGGCAGAAAAGCACUAUCAGCAGCAGAGAAAAAUACGUAUAUAUAUAUAUAUAUCAAAUAUUCAUAAAAACCAAGCCGGGUGCCGCCUAAGUGCGAGCGAGAACUAUACAGCCCCAAUACUUCUCUUGUUUGUGUACGUGUUUGCGUUUCUGUGUGUGAGAGCAAGGCAAAUGCAAGGCAUUUGUUUUUGCAAAAAAUUAUUUUUGCAUUGUUCAAAGCGGCUUUAACUGUAAAUAAAAGCAGCGGAAAAAAUAGCAGCCAGAAACAGCAGCAGAGAGAAGAAAAUGGCACGCGGCUUUGAUCAUCUGUUCAAGCUGCUUAUAAUCGGCGACAGCGGAGUUGGGAAAUCCUCCCUGCUGAUUCGGUUCUCAGACGACACAUUCUCGGGUAGUUAUAUAACUACCAUUGGGGUGGACUUCAAGAUUCGGACGGUGGACAUCGAUGGGCUGCGCGUGAAGCUGCAGAUAUGGGACACGGCCGGACAGGAGCGGUUCCGCACCAUAACCAGCACCUACUACCGGGGCACCCACGGCGUCAUCAUCGUUUACGAUGUAACGAGCGGUGACUCCUUUGCGAAUGUGCGACGGUGGCUGGAAGAGAUCCAGAACAACUGCGAUGUGGUCAACAAAGUAUUAGUGGGUAACAAGAACGAUGAUCCCAAUUGUAAAGUGGUCCUCACCGAAGAUGCGCAAAGGUUUGCGAAACAAAUGGACAUCGAGCUGUACGAGACAUCCGCCAAAGACAACAUCAAUGUGGACAACAUGUUUCUGUCGAUAACGCGGCAGGUGCUCAACCACAAGCUGCGCACCACCACCAACGAGCAGCAGAAGGACACCAUUCACUUGAAGAAUAAUCCGGGAACUAAGCGUAGAAAAUGCUGCAGUUGAAGGCGGCGUGAGAGCAGGAACUGGACACCAAGAGCGGGAACAGGACCAGGACCAGGAUCGGUGGCAAAAGCUCGCGCACUUGCGGGAGCAGAUAAAAUCGCUGUGGGGGGCGCAUAGAACAAUAUGCUAUACACAGAUACACACAGAUUCACACACACAUACACAUAGACAUAGCUAAAACCAAUGCACCAACACCUCGAAGACACCAACACACCCACAUGGAGACGUUUUUUUUUUUUUUUUUUGAUCUGUUUUCUUUUUCAUCCUGUUUUAUUCGGAAUAAAAUGCCAGAUAGCCGUUAAAUUAAAAUUUAAAAAUGAAAAGCGCAAUUAAAUGUAUUUAGAAAUUUA
Drosophila miranda is the source of this 1938-nucleotide messenger RNA. RefSeq names its product ras-related protein Rab-35 (gene Rab35). The coding region runs from base 986 to 1588 and encodes 200 amino acids. Gene Ontology annotation, biological process: endocytic recycling. The record is from RefSeq and is a predicted model, not a curated record. Gene Ontology annotation, cellular component: endosome membrane; plasma membrane. Gene Ontology annotation, molecular function: GTPase activity; GTP binding. The transcript has 3 exons. NCBI's taxonomy places the organism in Eukaryota, Metazoa, Arthropoda, Insecta, Diptera, Drosophilidae.